Lactuca virosa is the source of this 486-nucleotide messenger RNA. NCBI's taxonomy places the organism in Eukaryota, Viridiplantae, Streptophyta, Magnoliopsida, Asterales, Asteraceae. The record is from the annotation of a GenBank genome assembly.
AUGAUGGAAGACUCAGCGAGUUCCGGGCGUAGUAAUAGUACCUCAACGGUAAAUCAACCGCUUCUAGGGGAACAAGCUACGCCUCCCGCUCUUCCGGGAGCUCGGACUCCACCCUACACCCCCUACCCAUAUGGCCCGGAGGAAGUGAUAGGAGGGGAUUCGGUCCGCUCUAUAGAGGGCCGCCUCCUGUCGGGCAAAACAGUGCCUUCGUCGCUAGAUAUAUAUCUAGCCCGGAUCAACGCCGAUGACCUAUUCGAGGUCAAGGUGGAUAUCAUCCGGGAGAUGGCGGGCAUGCAACCAAGUGGUGAUUGGCUGGGGCGGGGGGCUCGAGCCCUCGAUAAUCCGAGGGGGAAGGAGUCCUUGGGGGAGUUCCUUCAAAUGCGUAGAGACCUACAGUCUAGGAAUUUUAAAUCCGAGACCUUCGGCCUAUUAAAGGAGAAGGUUUUCCUUAGGGAUACACCCCCCUCAGAAGGCUCUUCCGCAUAG